AUGCACGAUCUCGAGAUCCUCCGGAGUGGAGGCUACAAGGACGCGGCACUGACAAAGCUUAAGCUGACAUGUCCCUUGCAAACCUUUCCCACCGAGAUAUUCGACCUGGGACCGUCCCUUGAGCAGCUCGAUCUCUCAGGCACUGGACUUUCCUCCUUACCGCCAGACUUGGAUCAGAGACUACCCAAUCUGAAGAUUGCCUUCUUCUCGCAAUGUGCUUUCUCCACAUUUCCCUCGGCGCUGGCCUCUUGCCCGCGGCUGGAAAUGGUCGCCUUUCGCGGCAAUAGCAUGGCAGUGAUACCUGAGGAUUCCCUACCGCCACAGCUGCGCUGGUUGAUCCUGACAGACAACAAGCUCUCUUCACUUCCAAGAAGCAUUGGCAAGUGCGAGAGGCUGCAAAAGUGCAUGCUGGCGGGCAACCGGUUGCAGACACUGCCCGACGAAAUGCAGCACUGCAACAGGUUGGGUCUGCUGCGUCUCAGCUCCAACAGACUGCACAACCUGCCAGAUUGGCUUUUCCAUAUGCCUGAGCUUGCGUUUCUCAGCUUUGCCGGCAACCCCUGCUCCGCGUCCGAGGCCGUCGCCCUGUCCGAUGACCGCCAGCUCGGACUCGCGCACGUGGACUGGUCAGAACUGGAGGUUCAGCACACACUGGGUGAAGGGGCGUCUGGCAUAAUUUCGAAAGGUCUCUGGCACAUCGACCCAAGUACCACAGAAGAGGUUGCCAUCAAACUCUUCAGAGGCGCGCUCACCAGCGACGGCACGCCCGAGGACGAAAUGGCAGCAUACAUCGCCGCCGGGCAGCACCAAAACAUCAUCGACGUCCUCGGGCGGAUCCACGGUCACCCGGAUGAGGCUAACGGCGCCUUCAAGGGCGGGUUGGUAAUGCAGCUCAUCCCCCCGUUUUAUCAGACGCUGGGCCAGCCGCCGUCGCUUCUGACGUGCACGAGGGACACCUACCCCGAUGGCGCGAGGCUGUCAGUGGAGAACGCCCUGAGCAUCUUGGAGGACAUCGCAGCAGCUGCCGCGCAUUUGCAUUACAAGAAGAUUGCCCACGGGGAUCUGUACGCGCACAACAUCCUCACGAGCGAGGACGGCCACGCACUACUGGGUGACUUUGGUGCGGCGACAGUCCACGGCGGCAAGGUCCCUCCGCUGGUGGAGAAGUUGGAGGUCUUGGCCUUCGCCCACCUUGCCGAGGAUCUGCUCGGCCUCGUCACUGUCACCACAGAUGAGCACCGUGCGAUGGUAAAGGCACUGCAGGACCUUCACCAGCGGUGCUCCGCCACGACUGUGCAUGCUCGUCCGACGUUUAAACAAAUGCUUUUCGAGAUCAAACGGAUCCAUGGUGGCAAAUCCCCGUGCAGGCUUCCCAACUGA
Molecule: messenger RNA, 1380 nt
Organism: Diaporthe citri
Lineage: Eukaryota; Fungi; Ascomycota; Sordariomycetes; Diaporthales; Diaporthaceae
Exons: 1
Coding region: 1-1380 (459 amino acids)
Biological process (GO): protein phosphorylation
Molecular function (GO): protein kinase activity; ATP binding; protein binding
Source: RefSeq, a predicted model, not a curated record